Messenger RNA from Sinocyclocheilus anshuiensis, 1702 nucleotides. Its product is annotated as CMP-sialic acid transporter. Gene Ontology annotation, cellular component: Golgi membrane. The coding region runs from base 39 to 1073 and encodes 344 amino acids. The record is from RefSeq and is a predicted model, not a curated record. Gene Ontology annotation, molecular function: pyrimidine nucleotide-sugar transmembrane transporter activity. Gene Ontology annotation, biological process: pyrimidine nucleotide-sugar transmembrane transport. NCBI's taxonomy places the organism in Eukaryota, Metazoa, Chordata, Actinopteri, Cypriniformes, Cyprinidae. The transcript is spliced from 9 exons.
AAUGCAGACAGACAGAUCGAUUAUUACUGUCAUCACUGAUGAACCGACAGAGGUCAGUCAUGGCGAGCGAGCCGGUGACUGUGGUCUUCAAGCUCUACUGCCUGGCUGUCAUGACCCUGAUCGCCGCCGCAUACACCGUGGCUCUCUGCUUCACCAGGACCGUGUCCUCAGACCUGUACUUCUCCACCGCCGCCGUGUGCCUGACCGAGCUCAUCAAGCUGCUGCUGAGCCUGGGGAUGCUGCUCAGGGAGAGUGGAGACUGGGGCCGCUGCGGGAGUGUGGUGGUCAGUAAUAUUCUCAGGAGUCCGGUGGAGCUGCUGAAGCUGAGUGUGCCGUCGGUGGUCUAUGCUGUCCAGAACAACAUGGCCUUCGUGGCAUUAAGUAACCUGGAUGCUGCUGUCUACCAGGUGACGUAUCAGCUGAAGAUCCCCUGCACGGCGCUGUGUACGGUGCUGAUGCUCAGCCGCUCUCUGAGCCGCCUGCAGUGGUUCUCAGUCUUCAUGCUGUGUGGAGGAGUCACGCUGGUGCAGUGGACGCCGCCGCAGGCCACCAAAGUCCAGGUGGAGCAGAACCCGUUCCUGGGCUUCCUGGCGAUCGCGGUGGCGGUGCUCUGCUCCGGGUUUGCAGGUGUGUACUUCGAGAAGGUCCUGAAGAGUUCGGACACGUCUCUGUGGGUGCGUAACAUCCAGAUGUACCUGUCGGGAAUCGUGGUGACCCUCAUAGGGGUCUUUGUGACGGACGGGGCCCAGGUCCUGGAGAAGGGCUUCUUCUACGGAUACACGCCGUGGGUCUGCGUAGUCAUCUUUCUGGCCAGCGUGGGAGGAAUGUACACGUCUGUGGUGGUCAAAUACACUGAUAACAUCAUGAAGGGCUUCUCCACGGCCGCUGCCAUCGUCCUGUCCACCGUGGCGUCCGUCAUUCUCUUCGGCCUGCAGAUCACGGCGGCUUUCCUCGGCGGAGCGCUGCUGGUGUGCGUGUCCAUCUACCUGUACGGCCUGCCCAAACAAGACACCAGCAGAGUGCAGAAGCCCAGCUCAGACGGAGAGGACACACAGAGACUCAUCACAGUCUGAUGGACAGACACACAUCUGCUCUGCUGGACAGGAGGAGCCUCUGGGUUGUUUUAUCUCUCUGUGUAAUUUCAUUUCUAGGUCUUGAUGCAGAUGCACUGAUACCAAACCCUACACUGAAUGUCCCUGUGCUCUUCCGACAGGUUUAUUCUUUAGAUUGCCAAUGUUAUUUGUAUAAGUGCUCUUAAAUAUUGACGCAAGCUGAACGCGAGGAUCCUUAUGGGUUUGGAAAGCUGUAAAUUACAGAGCGAAUGUUGAAUCCUGUGUUUAGGGAAGGCCUGGUCAUCCGGGGUGGUCUCUGAAUGUUGGCUCUUACGGACUGAUGCGUUCACACGCGGCGUCUGAAUCCAGACGUGAUUAAACCUGAGGACAGACUACAUGCAUCAGUCCCAAUCAAUCCAAAUCCUCUUCAGAUGUAAAAGCACUUUCCUUUACAUGCGCUUCAGUUAUUCCACACAAAACUUUGUGAUGCGUUUAGAAAUGGAGAAAGAUGUCACUGGAGCUGCUGCCGUAUUAUAAAAAUGUUGAACACUUAAGAAAAUAUGAUUCAUUUCGUCCACCAGCGUUGGGGGUAACGCAAGUUAUGCGAUCAGAUUACUUUUUUCAAGUAACUAGUAAAGUAAUGCAUUUUA